CAAGCUCUCUCCAUCAUGACUGCAUUCUUUACCUUGAGUUUCGUGCUUCUGGCGAGCCCUUUGCUGGCUUUCGACAUGGGUCAGACCACUCGGUGCGUCGCCAUACCCGCCCAGAUGACGGUCUGUAAAGGCGUGGGAUACUCAGAGAUGCGGUUGCCCAAUUUUUUGGGCCACAGUAACCUUGAAGGUGAAGUGGUGCCACGGUCGGAGGAGUGGAGGCCGCUGUUGCAGACGGGUUGCCACCCUCAGGCUCAGGCCUUCUUCUGCUCUCUCAUCGCGCCCGUCUGUCUUGACACAUUCAUCCAGCCCUGCCGUAGCCUGUGUGUGGCAGUGAGGGACAGCUGUGCCCCGGUGCUCGCCUGCCAGGGACGCCCCUGGCCUGAAGCCCUUGACUGCGACCAGUUUCCUGCUGAAGAUGACAUGUGCCUCUCUCCCCAGUCAACAUUUAAAGCUUUCACUAAAGAUUUGCCUAAACCCGCCUGCCAGAACUGUCCAUCUGUGGAUGGGGCUCCUACAGUGCGGACAGUCCUGAAUGCCUUCUGCCACUAUGACUUUGCUGUCACGGCCCACCUUCACCGUCUUCGUCUACCCAAAGGAGAGCCAGAAAUGGAGAUUCAGGGGCGGGUGGAGUUUAUUCGUCAGGGACCUCUGUUGCCUUACGACACCCAGCAUCUACUCCAGCAGUGGCUCCUGAUCAACCUCCGAUGUGCCAACGGCCUUGUGCGCCCGGGCCGGUCACAGCUUUAUGUGCUGACCGGCUCUGUGCUGCCCGACGGCACGCUGGCGCUCAUUCGUGUCUUCCCUUGGCACAAAAAGGAUGCAAACGUUGCUGUGGCCAUUCGCAAAUGGAAGCAUCGCAGAUGUUGA
Molecule: messenger RNA, 867 nt
Organism: Salarias fasciatus (jewelled blenny)
Lineage: Eukaryota; Metazoa; Chordata; Actinopteri; Blenniiformes; Blenniidae
Gene: szl
Product: sizzled
Exons: 4
Coding region: 16-867 (283 amino acids)
Biological process (GO): canonical Wnt signaling pathway; non-canonical Wnt signaling pathway
Molecular function (GO): Wnt-protein binding
Source: RefSeq, a predicted model, not a curated record